AUGACAAGCGUGAGAUCGCUUGGAACUAUGCCUGCUAGGCCAGGUACUGUAUAUUUGGGCAAAUACAGUUUUUCUCGAGAAACAUUGGACGAAACACGGGAGUCACAGGAGCUAGUAGACUUCAAAGAUCCUCCCAAAUCGGCGAGAUCACUCCGAUCUACCUUAAAGAAUGUUUGGGUCAAGUCUAUAGAACCUCAAAAAUCAUCCCCUCCAGUGACGCGACACCAUCGGUUCCGUAGAUGGCUCAACAAACGCGAAAGAGAUUUCACUUGUAGCUGGAGCGAAACCGAUGAGCGCACGGAACCGUCUUUCGACAGACUGCUCGAUCCAGCAGAGUUUGACAGUUUCCAAAAUGAGCACACUGGCAUUGUGACGAACGAGUCCCCAAUUCCAUGUACACGCGGUAGUGAAGAUGAUAAGAGUGGUUUGGAAAUGUUCAGCAGAAUUUACCUGGAUUCUGACUCAGGUGCUACGCUAUCGAAUGGCGAUCCUAGGCCUGCUGUCACACUGCCAUCUACCUGCAGAAAACGGUUUGAUUUGCUUCGAAGUUUCCGUUUGCGAUUACAUCGCAGCCGGGAACGCGACCAGCUCACGCUGACAGACCGGUAUCUUGGCUCAGAGGAGAAUAUUGAAAGAUGCUUGCACGAAAUGGAUUUGAUGCCAUUUGAUCUUACUGCUCCAUCGAGUGCGGACAACAUCCACAAAGAUCUGGCAAAUCCAGACAGAAUUCAGUUGCUUAGUGGCCCGCUAAGUGACAGAAGUACCAUGGUCGAAGAAAUGCAUCGACCGGCUACUUUGCGGAUCAAAAGAAAUAGAUGA
Molecule: messenger RNA, 819 nt
Organism: Lachancea sp. 'fantastica'
Lineage: Eukaryota; Fungi; Ascomycota; Saccharomycetes; Saccharomycetales; Saccharomycetaceae
Source: the annotation of a GenBank genome assembly